AUCUGUGAUCGGUAGCGCGUCGAUUCGGCCAUUCUUGAUCUGAUCUGCAUCUCUUCGAUGUAAUGACGCAUGGCCCUGGCCGAUGGAAAGACCCCGAGCGGCAAGCACACACUGUCCCUACCGCGUUCACCAUCAACACCAGAGAGUCCAGAGGCAGUAGUAGCUUCAUCACACCACUCUAGGCUUUGCACGAUGCAUAAUUGCAGAGCUUUACGCGAGGUGCAUCCGCAUCCUAGGUGACUGAUUCCAAUCGUGUACCGGGAGAGACACCCUGUUGCUGUCUCCGGAUCGCCUUUCUCCUUCCGUCCUUUUGCCAACACACACAGCCCCUAUUCACGUUCCAUUCUUAUCUUUAAGCAUCCCCACUUUUCCUCCCCUUUCCACCCCCGCCCGUCCUUGCUAAGUGCUAACCCACCGGAGUGUCACUUCCCUUCUCAAGCCCUCUCGUCUCGUCAGUUGCCUGCGCGAUCAUGAUCUGAGUGGUAGUCGACCCAGGAGCGUGAGCUGCCGGUGAUCGGGGAGAGACCGGCGAUGGCGGGCGGUGGCAGCCGCAGCUCCCUGCUGCGCGGCUUCCUGUCCCUCUUCUUCGUCAUGUUCCUCCACAUUGGCCACGCCGCUUGCUGCUUCUCGCCUGGCUCUGCCUCGCAGCAGCACGAGGAAGACGCCGCCGAUGCCGACGGGAAGGGCACCGGCGUUGGCAGUAGCAGCAGCAUCAUCAAGAGGAGGAAGAUAUCGCCGCUCGCGUUCUCCCCUGCCGCGUCAUCCUCUACCGUUGCCGUUGAAGAGAGGAGCAGAGCCAGGCGCAGCCGCCGGCACGUGUCGUCUCUCGCCAGCAACCUCCGCUGCUACCUCCACCGCAUCUUCUCCUCCGGACCCAACAAUAACGCUGGUCAGCCGGCGGGUGAGGAAGAAGAUGCGGCCACGCUCACGACCACCAUGUCAUCGCCGCUCCCUCAGCCGUCGUCCAUGACCAUGACGCCGCAGCGCCACCAAGCGGCAACGUCGUCGGUAGUGUUGUCCAUGCCGUCGUCGCCGUGUGGGCCGUCAUCGCCGUUCCUGUACUCCCAGUCCCCGAUGUCGCCGCGGUCCCUGAGCGUGACCCCUCCCGUGCCGUGCUCCCCGGCGAGGCGGCUGUCAAGAUCGUUCGCGGCCCGCGGCGACCUUUUCCCCUGCAAGUCGUGCGGCGAGGUGCUGAGCAAGCCGCAGCAGCUGGAGCUCCACCGGGCGACGAAGCACGGAUCCCUGUCGGAGCUCUCCAGCCUCGACUCCAGCACCAACAUCAUCCGCAUGAUCUUCCUCGCCGGCUGGAAGCAGAGCCCGCCGUCGCCCCCCGCCGUCGCCGUCCGGCGCGUCCUCAGGAUCCACCACAACCCGCGCGCGCUCGCCCGCUUCGAGGAGUACCGCGACCUCGUCCGCGCCCGCGCCGCCCGACGACGCUCCUCCGCAGUGCUAGGGGCGGAGGAGGAGGAGCGGUGUAUCGCGGACGGCAACGAGAGGCUGCGGUUCCACUGCGCCACGGCGCUCUGCUCGCAGCUGGGGUCCGGCGGCGGGGGCGGGGGCGUGUGCGGGAGCCCCUACUGCUGCGCGUGCACCAUCCUCCGGCACGGGUUCGGCGGGAAGCAGGCCGACGUGGACGGCAUCGCGACGUAUUCCUCCGGGUGGGCCGCGCACGCGUCGCUGCCGGACGAAGUGGAGCGCGAGUUCGCCUUCCUGCAGGUGCGCCGCGCCAUGCUCGUGUGCCGCGUCGUGGCCGGGCGUGUCGUCCGCGGUGCCGCCGCGGGCGAUGACGACAAGGUGGCCUACGACUCCAUGGUGCCGGUGGCGGCCGAUGGCGGGGGAAGACGGGGAGAGGGCGACGCGGAUCAGCUGCUGGUGUUCAACCCGCGGGCCGUGCUCCCGUGCUUCGUCAUCAUGUACAGCAGCUAGCCGUGCCCGUACGUACGUGGCGCCCGCAUGGCACAUGCAUGGUCUACUCUUGCUCUGCUACUGCUAGUGUAUAGCCGUUUCUCCCUUUUGGUUGCAUCUUGGCUCUUCGUUAGGUACACAGGUUGCUAUGGCCAUUCUCAGUCGGAGUCAUCUUCACCGGCCAGUCAGUCGGUUACUCGAUCACCGUGGCUACCGUGAUCCGUUGGGAGGGGCGGCGAUCGACCUCAGCUUUUUGGCCGGACUCGGCAGUGGCACCGCGCGUUGUGGUAGGUGCCUCAAAUCCUCAAUCGAGCACUUGUUGUUGGUGUGGUGAUCGAUGUUGCCACGAUGUCAAGUCGAUCGAGCCGCAUUAUACUACUACCAUGUAUACGCCGCGCCAUGGUGACAAAGUUUAUGUCGUGUGGUUACCGCUUUUGUGGCUGUUAUCGUUGUCGUUGGUCAUGUCUCAUGUCUCAACUGUCACUGAACUGAAUGGCGCAUGCAUGUUCUUCUUUGU
Brachypodium distachyon (stiff brome) is the source of this 2422-nucleotide messenger RNA. RefSeq lists its product as uncharacterized. Bases 532 to 1926 code for a protein of 464 amino acids. NCBI's taxonomy places the organism in Eukaryota, Viridiplantae, Streptophyta, Magnoliopsida, Poales, Poaceae. The transcript has a single exon. The record is from RefSeq and is a predicted model, not a curated record.